AAAACCUUUAUAGAGGCGCCGCGUUUCUGCGUUCACUCAGCCGUUAACGAUUGUACCAGUCGCAACCAAGAAAAGAAGUCCUCAAGAAACUUUCGUUUGUUUUGUACGCUUGACACACUUGGAUAGGAUGGAAUGAUUUCACUUUCAUAGUGAUAUUUAUUACGUGACAAUCGUCAUGCAAGAUACAUAAGACGGAGAAUAAAUGCAAGUUUUGAUGAAACCAAUCACCUCAAGUUCUAAAUGUUCUAAUGGUUUAGGAUAAGGAAACAGAAACGAUAAACUGAUCGGGAAUCAAACCAACCGUACAGUGAAAGAGAUCUUCACCUAGCUAGCUGUCAUUUGAAAUAACAAAUCGACAAUGAGACCCUCUAGUCCAUUGCCAAUAACUACUGUCACCAAACAUCAUCGUAUGUUUUCUCAUGAUGAUACCAUGACUGGGGAUUCAUCACGAUCAUCAAGCUUGCCCCCUCGUGCUCGGGUGUCAUUCAGUGGUAUCAACACACUAGCACCAUGCUCAAAUGAGUUUCAGAAAAGUCUCAACGACUUACAUCGGAUGGAAGAGGACAGUGACUUCGCCGAAAAUAAACUUACUCUGCCCGUUAUCCAGCUUCUUAAAUGCUCAGAAAACGACCGUAGUCAUAGGAAAACUCGACCAAGCUGCUGGGAUGAUGAUAAUGGGACGGGUACAUCUGAUGAUAACACGAAGAGCUGGACAUCACUAAGCAAUGUUGGUACACUCGUCACGUUGGAACCGAAGAAAUGGAACCGUUCUAAAGCAAAAAGUGAACAAUUAGAGGUUGAGGCCUGUGACGAUAAUAUUUCAGUUCGUUCUGAUUCUUAUAUGAUAUGUAAUACUUCACCAAGUGUACGACGAAGAGCAAGACAGAGUAUGAAGCACGAAGGAGGUAUCAAAGAAAGGUUAUCGAGAAAAGAUGAAAGCAAAAGAGGACAAAAGACAUCUCUGGAUCUUGAACCGUCUAUGUGGAAGAAUGGAUCUCGUGGUCUAUCGCCCUUGUCACGAACCCAACAGAACAAAGACAAUCCAGUUUGCCUGCCCAUGAAUCGUAGCAAAUCUGCUCAUACCAGUCCUCAGCGAGAGAGUCGAGAAAUCUACCAACCGGGCAACAAUAGCGCCCCCAACUCACCGUACGGAAGUCCCCUUCUCAAUCGUGCGAACAAAGGGAAACGUGUUCCCAAUAUCCCUAAAUGGCAGAAGCCAUUCAGCUUAUCAACAUCACCACCAACAAGUAGCUUAACAAACCAGAAUAUCAACCCAAUCCUGGUCAAAAUCGACCCAAAGUCAGGAUCUUCUAGACGAGUCAAUAAAGACAAUUCUAGAUCGUUUAGACUGAGUGAUUUAACUCUCGAAAGUGCAACCAGAGGCAGGCAUGUUACAGUCAAUUUAGAAGAGGAAUUUAAACGGUUAAAAGCGUGCAGAUACUUACGUUGUCAAUCAGAUGGAAAGGGAUCAGAUGAAGAUGUGUUUACAUAGAAUCAUUAACAAACAUUUGAUUAAUGGGAAAAUAUUAUACCAACCAUGCCAACAGGCCAGCUACCAAUAAUUUCAUUAUACAAUUGGCAGACAGUAUUCAAAUCACCUCUUAAAAUGGAAGUUACCCCAAUAGAAGACUCCCCUAACAGCAAUUGAUUUGAAAUAAAAAGAUAAAAAUCAAACAAGCGUAAUGCUAAAAAUGUCAUAAAAAUCGGAUAUAAACGAUUUUGAAGAAAAAAAAUGAGACAGGAAACCAUGUCACUCACUUUCUAUUGAAUUACAUGCAUGAAUAGUACAACAUUUACAUUGCAUAUUUGGAUUUUAAAUCAUAAUUGGUUACAACACAGGCAAUCCACAUACAUGUUCCAUGUGUUCAGAGAAGAAUCAACCUUCGUUUGCUUACAUUAAAAAACAAUUUAUUAGAAUAUUAUAUAUGUUGUAUACAAAAUAUAACGAAAAUAGUAAGUUGGUGACAUCAUCGGCUUCCAUAUUCACAUACUGACCAGGGGGGGGAUGUUUCAUAAAGCUGUUCGUAAAGUUACGCACAACUUUACGCACGACUGGAACAUGUUCUU
Lytechinus variegatus (green sea urchin) is the source of this 2067-nucleotide messenger RNA. RefSeq lists its product as uncharacterized. The coding region runs from base 359 to 1492 and encodes 377 amino acids. The record is from RefSeq and is a predicted model, not a curated record. NCBI's taxonomy places the organism in Eukaryota, Metazoa, Echinodermata, Echinoidea, Temnopleuroida, Toxopneustidae. The transcript has 2 exons.